Lactuca saligna is the source of this 831-nucleotide messenger RNA. The record is from the annotation of a GenBank genome assembly. NCBI's taxonomy places the organism in Eukaryota, Viridiplantae, Streptophyta, Magnoliopsida, Asterales, Asteraceae.
AUGCUUGUUCUACUAAUUUGGUUUCUCCGGUGGCCAAUAAUUGAAGCUCAAACACCUGCAAGAUCUCUCGAUGCUAUCCUCCAGGACUACGCUUAUCGUGCAUUUGUUCGACCACGAACUGGCAUUCCCUACGAUGGAUUCCCCCCUUCAAAUCUCUCCGGCAUUCAAAUAUCAGCAAUCAGGCUUCGAAGUGGUAGCUUAUACACUAGAGGCGUUAAAUCAUACAAAGAGUUCACAAUCCCAAUCGGAGUUAUAUCACAACCAUACGUGGAAAGGUUAGUCUUCGUCUACCAAAACCUCGGAAACUGGUCCACCAUAUACUACCCUUUACCUGGCUACAUCUAUCUAUCACCUAUCUUGGGUCUUCUCGCCUACGACGCCGCAAAUUUAUCAGCCAAAAACCUACCGGAGUUACCCAUUCAUGCCUCCGAGGAACCCAUUUCAAUCAAUUUUCCACAACCAAAACCUGUUCCCAAUGGUUCAAUCGCAGAAUGUGUUCACUUCGAUCUAAACGUCAAAUCCACCAUUGCCCCUUCACCAGCACCAGCACCAGCACCACCACCGCCACCACCUCAUGGUGGUGGUGGCGGGAACGGGAAAAGGGUCGGGAUCAUUGUCGGAGCAAUCGCGGGUGGGAUCGCAUUACUCGUGUUGUUGGCAUUGCUGAUAUUGUGGAUAUGGAGGUUGAAUAAAAAGAAGAAAAUGAAUAAAAUGGAAAAGGCUGCGGACUCCGGCGAAGCGUUGCAGAUGACGGUGGUCGGAAACACGAAAGCUCCAGCAGCCACCACGACAAGAACACAACCGACCCUGGAAACCGAAUAUGUCCCGUGA